Molecule: messenger RNA, 3113 nt
Organism: Scophthalmus maximus (turbot)
Lineage: Eukaryota; Metazoa; Chordata; Actinopteri; Pleuronectiformes; Scophthalmidae
Gene: oprd1b
Product: opioid receptor, delta 1b
Exons: 3
Coding region: 119-1261 (380 amino acids)
Biological process (GO): neuropeptide signaling pathway; G protein-coupled opioid receptor signaling pathway
Cellular component (GO): membrane; neuron projection
Molecular function (GO): neuropeptide binding; G protein-coupled enkephalin receptor activity
Source: RefSeq, a predicted model, not a curated record
AUCCCUAAUCCCCGUCCAGUUUUCGUGCGCUCCUUUGCGCCUGCACGCUUUGGAAACCUCUGACUUCUCAGUUAACAAAAGAAGAAGAAGAAGAAAUCUCACCUGUAAUUUGGGGAUAAUGGAGUUCCCCACUCUUCUCCCCGACGACCUGGGCGAUUUCAGCGAGCGCGACUCGGUCUCCGCAGCUCCGUUCAACGUGACACUGUCCGAGGAGGAGCUGCUGCUUCUGCCUGCGAGGAGCAACCACACCGACAGGGCUGCUGCGGCCAGGGACGCGACGAGUCUCAUCCUCGCCGUGUGCAUCACGGCUCUCUACUCCCUCAUCUGUGUGGUGGGGCUGCUGGGCAACGUGCUCGUGAUGUACGGGGUGGUCAGGUACACCAAGAUGAAGACUGCCACCAACAUCUACAUCUUCAACCUGGCUCUGGCCGACGCUCUCGCCACCAGCACCCUCCCCUUCCAGAGCGCCAAGUACCUGAUGGGCACGUGGCCCUUUGGGGAGCUGUUGUGCAAAGUGGUCAUCGCCAUCGACUACUACAACAUGUUCACCAGCAUCUUCACGCUCACCAUGAUGAGCGUGGACCGCUACAUCGCCGUUUGUCAUCCGGUGAGAGCACUGGACUUCCGCACACCCGCCAAAGCCAAGCUCAUCAACGUCUGCAUCUGGAUGCUCUCCUCUGCCGUCGGAGUCCCUGUGAUGAUAAUUGCUGUUACCAAGGUGACGGAUAAAGGAACCACCGCCUGCGCACUCAGAUUUCCCAAACCCGAGUGGUACUGGGACACAGUGAUGAAAAUCUGCGUGUUCAUUUUCGCCUUCGUCGUACCCGUCCUGGUUAUCACCAUCUGCUACGGCCUGAUGAUCCUGCGACUCAAGAGCGUCCGUCUGCUCUCCGGCUCCAAGGAGAAAGACAGGAACCUGCGGCGGAUCACCCGCAUGGUCCUGGUGGUUGUGGCGGCCUUCAUCGUCUGCUGGACUCCCAUCCACAUCUUCAUCAUCGUCAAGACCAUGGUGGACAUUGACCACAGGGACCUCCUCGUGAUGGCCAGCUGGCACCUGUGCAUCGCACUGGGCUACACCAACAGCAGCCUCAACCCCGUGCUGUACGCCUUCCUGGAUGAGAACUUCAAGAGGUGCUUCAGGGACUUCUGCCUGCCCCAGCGCUCGCGCCUGGAGCAGAGCAGCUUCUCCAGAGUGCGCAACAGCACACGAGAGCCCGCCUCUGUCUGUGCGCCCGCGCCGACGGAGAGACCGCCGGCCUGACUAGGCAUGGGUCAGUGGGCGGGUGGGACAGUUCAGGAUGACCUCCAGACUGAGGUCACACAGUUUUCUACCACAGGAGUGUGAGUCUGCGAAGUCCGAGAAGGCUUUUGGCCUUCCAUCAAGACAAAUUAUUGAUUGUGUUUUUGAAUUGGUGCAAUGAACAUAAUUCAUUGUGUUUUUGAAUUGGUGCAAACAACACACAUUGACGAAACACAAUCCUGAGUGGGCUGUCUUUCAGGAUGAUCACGAUCAUGCCCAUAUGUAGCUGAGUAUAAGGAAAUAGAGACAAUUGUACAUACAAUCAAGGAGUGUGGAGGACAAAAUGCACUCAUGUGAACACACAUACACACACACACACACACGCACACUUUACAAUCAGACAGUUUUUGUUUUUUUCCCCAUUCUGCUCUAUUUCAGUCCAAAUGAAGAGAGCCAGUGUUUGUCCGCUCCGGGCUACUGUAGAAAUGCAGCAGUGCAACCCCUUAGAAGACUGUCCGAUGCUACUGAUGUAGAUAAAAAAGGGCUCACUAUGUAAAUAUUAGAUUCGAUUUCUGCCAAUAGAUCCCCCUAAAUCCUCAACACUGGACCUUUAAUGUGCCGACUCUUCACAUCCAUGUGAGGGUGAAUCGGUCACCCGACCUCAGUCCGACAGAUCAUGUUUUUCACUUGAUGGAGACCCGACUGACUAAGAAAAACUGCAGCAGGGAGUGGAAAUGGCCGCAGCAGACUAUCAACUGAAAAGAUAGAACUGUGAUUUUCUGUUCCCUAAAAUUUGGGGACUAAGGAAUGCCGUGAGUCUCUUUUUUUUUUUGCAGGACCAAAAAAUCAGAGGCACUAUAAUGCUCCAUAGAGUUGCAGGGGAACUAUAACACAGUGUGGGUUUAUCAUUACAGACAGCUCUUUUCAUAUCACACACAUUCCUUGUGAAUAGAAAAUAUAGCAGCUGAAAAUUGAAUAUGAGACUUUAACCUCAACGUGUUUAAUUUCUCAUCCUGUGCAGCAGCGUACGGAGCCAACACUAUGAAAUAUGCAGCUCUGUCCUAAUUCUUUCUGGCUGUUUAGCUUGGAGUAUUGUCACUCGACGUCACCGGGGAGGUAAUGAGAAUACUAUAACAUCAAUGUAUGGCCAAGACUUGUGGUUUUUUUUGUUAUUGUCUCCAUCAUGAGAUGCACACGGCAAUUAACAGCAAUCGUUACAGAUCUGUCUCUGUGGUCAAAUUCUUUAUUACCACAGAACUGUGUUUCUGCGCCAUUUUUCCUCUUUAAUAGAACCGACACAUGAACAAUUCUUGUAAAAUACACCUUAAAAAUAAAUUUACAAAUCUAAUCAAAACAAAACCUUCAUAAUUAAGCAGUGAUGAGUGGCACUUCCAGCCUAUACUCACCAUGAACGUUGGUGUUCAGCUGACUCACUGUGCCCACUCUCAGUAGUAAGGCUGCUCUAAAAAUCGUAUUUAUUUAUUGCAACCAAAACAUGAUGCAAUAGUAAACUGAGGAGCUGAGGCCGGGAGAAACUGGCACUGUGGUUUCUGUCGUGAGGUGACUCACUGAACUGGCAUGGAGGCAAGUCUGAAUUGGACAAAAUGCAUUAUUACAGAACGUAUUUCAGCUAACUAGCAAUUUUUCCUCUGACCAUUGUUGGACACUUGCCGGAGGAGGUGUGGAGGUUUUUUUAGUGCACAUUUUGAGAGGGCGGUCAAAUCGAUGCAGCAGUGGAUUUUUAUCUAUUAAAGGCAUCUACAGUAUAACAAGGAUAUUGUUAAGUAUUACAGCAUAUUAAUUGGCAAUGUGGUUUUCUUUUUGUUUUAAUGUGCCGUCAAACUGUUGUACCAUUAAGCUUCACCUGUAUUUA